This is a messenger RNA of Macadamia integrifolia, 357 nucleotides long. Its product is annotated as cytochrome P450 CYP736A12-like. Lineage: Eukaryota; Viridiplantae; Streptophyta; Magnoliopsida; Proteales; Proteaceae. Gene Ontology annotation, molecular function: monooxygenase activity; iron ion binding; oxidoreductase activity, acting on paired donors, with incorporation or reduction of molecular oxygen. Bases 1 to 357 code for a protein of 118 amino acids. The transcript has a single exon. The record is from RefSeq and is a predicted model, not a curated record.
AUGAUCGUCCAGCUACCGCCCGGUCUUUGGGGAAUUUCUCUUCUUGGUUAUCUUCUCAUGUUGGGUGAUCUCCCUCACCGUACCCUCCAUCAAAUGGCCCAGAAGUAUGGACCCAUCAUGCAGAUCAGGCUCGGCCUAAUGCCAACUGUGGUGGUAUCAUCAGCUCAGGUAGCAGAGUUAUUCCUCAAGACACAUGACAACGUCUUUGCUGGUCGACCUUACAUUAUGGGUUCCCAGUAUAUGUCUUAUGGGAACAAAGGUGUGCUUUUCUCACAAUACGGUACAUAUUGGCGCUACAUGCGCAAGCUCUACACCAUAGAGCUGCUAAGUGCAGCAAAGGUUGAUUCGUUUAAGUAG